Molecule: messenger RNA, 744 nt
Organism: Balearica regulorum gibbericeps (East African grey crowned-crane)
Lineage: Eukaryota; Metazoa; Chordata; Aves; Gruiformes; Gruidae
Gene: MRPS18A
Product: mitochondrial ribosomal protein S18A
Biological process (GO): mitochondrial translation
Cellular component (GO): mitochondrial small ribosomal subunit; ribosome
Molecular function (GO): small ribosomal subunit rRNA binding; structural constituent of ribosome
Source: RefSeq, a predicted model, not a curated record
AUGGCGGCGCCCAGGUUGUUGCGCGGAGGGUUGAAACGGUUGUUCACCGGGCUUUUCGGAAACGGUUGGGCUUCGCCGCCGGCCCGAGCCCUCCGGGAGGUCGUGGAGGUGACUGAAGGCAACACGACCACAAUUGAAGGGAGAAUUAUAGAGGAUGCUGAAACACCAACUCCUCCAAACCCCUCUGGCCAGUGUCCCAUCUGUCGCUGGAACCUGAAGCAUAAGUACGAUUAUGUGGAUGUCUUGCUGCUGAGUCAGUUUAUCCGUUCUGAUGGAGGGAUGCUGCCACGAAGGAUCACAGGCCUCUGUUUGGAGGAGCACAAGAAGAUUGCUGUCUGUGUGCAGAUGGCUCACCGUGCAGGUUUGUUGCCAAAUCACAGGCCUCAACUUCCUGAAGGGCAUAUUCCCAAGAAACCCAAGCUCAACAGGUAUCUGACCCGCUGGUCCGUCAAAUCUGCAAGGCCCAUCUGGAGUAGGGGCCCUAAGUGGUGCAAAAAACCCAUGCCAGUCGGACACCCUUUGCUGAAGGAUAAUGUCAAAUAUACACAGAAGCCUCUCUCUUUAAACCACUAAUGGUCAGAACUGGCAUAGUCAGUAAGCACAGCCAGUUUCCACUGUUCUGCUUUUUUUGCAAGUUUGUCAGUAUCUCAAAUUUUCUUAUUCCAAAACUCUCAUUAGUACUCUAUAUUGUCUCCAGUGAAUGAGCUGCGAUCUGCUCCUCUAGGAGAAUACAAGAUUCAGCAA